This is a messenger RNA of Peromyscus californicus insignis, 726 nucleotides long. Its product is annotated as NKG2-A/NKG2-B type II integral membrane protein-like. The record is from RefSeq and is a predicted model, not a curated record. Bases 1 to 726 code for a protein of 241 amino acids. Lineage: Eukaryota; Metazoa; Chordata; Mammalia; Rodentia; Cricetidae. The transcript is spliced from 6 exons. Gene Ontology annotation, biological process: stimulatory C-type lectin receptor signaling pathway; positive regulation of natural killer cell mediated cytotoxicity.
AUGAGUCAUUUGCUCAGAACUGAAAAUGCCUCAGGACCUAGGGAAGCAGCAAAGGAAACCCAAGGCCACUCACAGCUCCAUUUCAGUAACCCAGCAGGAAACCAGCUGAUGGAGUUCAGCCUUCAAAUUGCUUCCCAGAAGCAAGUCGAGAUCAGCAGGCACUGCCACUGCAAAAAAUUUUUAUCACCUCCAGAGAAGCUCAUUUCUGGGAUCCUGGGCAUCAUCUGGUUUGCCUUAUUGGUCGCCUUGGUGAUAACAACCAGAGUUGUCUCUCCAUAUUCUGAAGCAAAGGCACAGAUCAACUCCUCCCUGACUAGAACCCAGAAAGGUACACCUCAUAAUAAUCUUUCUCCAUCACAUCCUUGUGAUCAUUGUCCAAAAGGGUGGGUAUCAUAUUCUCACAAUUGUUAUUACAUUGGUGUGGAGAAAAAAACUUGGAAUGACAGUUCAGUGUCCUGCACUUCCAAAAACUCUACUCUGCUUUACAUAGAUAGUGAAGAGGAGAAGGCCUUUCUGCAAUCUCUCUCACAGGUCUCUUGGAUUAGAGUCUUUAGGAAGAGAAGAGAUCAACUCUGGGUUUCGAAAAAAGACUCAACCUUCAAACCAAAGAUGAAAGAGUUUUCCUCCAUGGAAGGUAACUGUGUCAUGCUGUCAUCUUCUGGCCUCACAACAGAUGACUGUACAGCUUUACAUACAUAUCUUUGUGAGCGUAAUUUUAACAACUAA